Bactrocera tryoni is the source of this 1741-nucleotide messenger RNA. RefSeq names its product neutral and basic amino acid transport protein rBAT-like. The transcript has 2 exons. Gene Ontology annotation, biological process: carbohydrate metabolic process. The record is from RefSeq and is a predicted model, not a curated record. Bases 121 to 1596 code for a protein of 491 amino acids. NCBI's taxonomy places the organism in Eukaryota, Metazoa, Arthropoda, Insecta, Diptera, Tephritidae.
UCUCAUAAAUUUCUACCCCACUAGGAUUCAAAUGGCACGAACGGCACACUCUCGAAGGACACACCCUCGUUCGUCUCAUGGAAUUGGCCGCUGAUCCGUAAAUGCACAUUUUUCGUCUUCAUGUCCAGCUUAUUAGCUAUGUGUGCCGUGGUGGUGGCCAUGAUUGUUACCCUGCCAAAGACCUGUAAUCCAAAAACUGCUUGGUAUCGCGGCAGCGUCUUCUAUGAGAUCUUUCCCGCCAGUUUCCAAGACUCAAACGAUGACGGAAUUGGUGAUCUGCGCGGCAUUGCACAGCGUGCUGACUAUUUGGCCUCACUUGGCGUGGCUGCUGUGCGUCUAAACUCGAUAUUCCAAUCAGCUCACUACCCCGAUGACUUUGCGCAUCCAACGUCGCUGCUUCAGGUGGCCAAUGUCUUGGGUACAGCACAAGAUUUGUAUCGGUUGAUGGCAACACUACACGAGCGUAACAUUUCCCUGUUGCUUGAUAUGCCGAUUAGCGGUUUUAUUAAACGAUUGGAUGAAGCCACAACGACUAAGCCUACAAUAGUUGGGGCACUUUCAACGCAUUCAACUAAUAAAACCGAAAGCACUGAAUCAACUGUCACUACAACCAAUGGAGCUACCAAAACUUUACCACAAUUAUCGAUUCCUUCGGCUGAUAAUGUAGUCAGUGAUGCCCUACUGAAAUGGGUGCAUCUGGGUGUGGAUGGUUUUUAUCUCAAAGGUUUGGAAAAUUUUGUCGAUGACGAUCAUCUGCUCACCAAUUUGAAUGUGUGGAAAGACGUUGUGGGUCCCAAUCGCAUACUUAUCGCUAAUGAAGCACUAAUUCAAGAGUUGCAUCCUACACUUCGUCCGUUGGCACUACAACAUAUCGAUUUAGUCGAUGUGCACUUGGACGUUUCAAACGGCACUAGACAUUUGGAGCAUCAUAUCAAUAGACUUCUUAAUGGUCCACUCGCACCUGUCGAAGUGGGUCCAUGGUUGCAUUGGUCUAUCGGUGGCGUGGAUCAACAACGCUUCACACGUUACGGACAAAGCAAGAAUAUAACUUUGGCUGCGACUGUCAUGCAACUCAUGCUACCGGGCACUCCCAACAUUUUCUACGGUGAUGAGAUCGCAUUAGAAGCCAUCACCGAUACGCAGAAUGAACAUAACGAGACUAAACACCUACAUCAUCUCACCACUAUGGAAUGGUUGAAUAGCACAAGACAGUUUACGAAUCGUGAAACUUUGCCUUGGCUACCACACACAGCGCAAUUUAGUCAAGAAAAUUUCGAAACAGUCACGAAAAUGAUCGAAUUACGUAAUCGUUCGCCAUCAUUGUAUAAGAAUGCCAUUUGCAAGCCAGAAAGCACACUAUCCAACACAGAGAUACGUUGCAGCAACGAUGAUAUUUUAGUUGUGGAACGCGUCUAUCCGCGUCGCAACUCAUUUGUUUCGGUAUCGAAUUUCGGUCAGAAACGUGUCUCCAUGGAUAUGACAGCCAUGUAUUUUAGUGGCGUAAAAAUGCUGGACGAAGAACAGAGCGAGAAGAUUUACUUUUCCAACUUCGAGAUUGGUCCAUGGGAAACAAUUGUUGUUAAACUAGAUAAAUAAGUGUGAAGACUUGACCAAGCUGAGGGCUUCGCAGUUACCGUGUAAUUAUGUACUUACGUUUGUUUGUAUAUUUUUAUAGAUAUAGUGGCCAAAAACUUGCUCAUAAAGCGGUAAAUAAAUAUGUGAGUUUUAAGAUUGGAGGAAA